This is a messenger RNA of Sitodiplosis mosellana (orange wheat blossom midge), 3343 nucleotides long. RefSeq lists its product as uncharacterized. The record is from RefSeq and is a predicted model, not a curated record. Lineage: Eukaryota; Metazoa; Arthropoda; Insecta; Diptera; Cecidomyiidae. The coding region runs from base 329 to 3079 and encodes 916 amino acids. The transcript is spliced from 11 exons.
ACAUAAUUAGUUUUGAGUUCGAGCUUUAUCGUUGCGAUUUUAGAUUUUUCAAAAAAAAAAAAAUUCACGCGAAAGAAUUUUACUUUAUUGCAUAUUUUCCGAAGGAUUUGAAAAACACACACAAAAUGAACAUCAUUGAUUCAUUAUUAUUUGUGAAGAAAAAUAGAUAUUAUCGUCAAAAAUAAAUAAAAAAAAACCGUUAAAAAUGCCAUCUCAUUUGAUUUUCAGCCACAAAAAAAAUGCUUCAAACGAAGAAUGAGCCGUCACAGAUAUUUUGACAUAGCUCAUCAUCACGCUGGAAUGGAUGUGAAGUGAAAAAGGCGGCAAAAUGAGUGAUUUGUUUGUGAUUAGUCGGGCGGAUAUUUUUGCCAUUUAUCCGAAAAUCCUCGCCAAUAUACUACAUGCGGAGGAAUUAAAACGUGCCAACGAAGGAGUUUUAUCGCGAGAUUUCAUACCAUUGCCAACAGACAGCGAUUAUCAAGAGCGUGUAUACUAUCGCCUGCUCACUGUGCAAAAGGGUAUCAACGAUUUAAUCGACAGUGGCAUACCAUUGGAGGAGGUGGUUGCAAAGAAAAUCAAGCAACAAUGGGACCCGGACGCACAAUUGAACAUUUCGCCAUUAUCAACACCAGCGUCGGGCUUUUCAUCGAAGCGAAAAAAGUGCAUCGUCGACGAUCCAAUGGAUUUUGUGGAUGCUCAUAUGCUGUCCGCUUGGAAUCUCAAUGACUUGACCAGUGCGGGGAAAUUGCUGCGUAAACCUCCGCUCACCUGUCAUUUCGAUGAUGAACAUGAAAUGCGACGAGUUUAUUCAAUGAUCUACGAUGUUUAUCGGUAUAAGCAUAUCCUGAAUCAGGCCUUGCAUGAUGUACAUUUUUUCGAACAUUUUCCACAGCUUCGAGAUGAUCAAAAUCGCGUUUGGCUACUACUGUUCGAUUUGCAUAUGCGCCAUUUUCUUAGACGAGACCCAAAAGAACGGGCGAGAGAAAAAGAACUGUAUCAUGAGUCAGAUUUGCAAGCUAUCUUCGACAACAUUUGGAAUAAUCGCAUUCAUUUGGCAGCAUCAAUAUCACGACUUCGAAUCAAAAAUAGUGCACUUAACUUGAUGGAAUUGUUGCCACCACAUUUGCAGGAUGACAAAGUUGCGAUUGCCACGGCAAAUCCUAUUGUUACUGGUUGGGUCAAUCCAUUUAAGUUGAAAUCGAAGGCGGAAGCGAUCGAGUCAUUCCGGAAUAAUGGAUUUAUUGAGUCUGAAGAAACGGAAGAUGGUGAAGUGGCCCUGAAACAGUGCCACUUUAAGUUUGAUAAAUUGUGUCCAUUAUUUGUGUCGUGCAUCCCAAUGUCGCGCGGACAAUUUGCCAAAAGUGUUCUGAUGAAAGAGCAUCAAUUUAUUAUGCAGGAUCGUGCCUUUACGUUGGGUCCGGUGAUUUUUUCUCGUCUGCUCGAGUAUUUCGAAGUAGAAGGUGAUGUUAUUCAAACACAUUUAUCAUCACCUCGAUCGAUUGCCUACAUGGCAGCCUUAUUUCAAGCCAAUCAUCGUGUGAAUGAUAUCAUCAUAUUUGGGGCUGGCCAACGGCUUAAAGAGUACAAUGAUUACAUGCGUAGGCUCGGUAUUAAUAACAUUCGAAUAAGAUCGGAGCAUUUCAACCAAAUGUCAAUCCAAUCGGUGGUAUUGGAGAAAGUUGUUGGUGUGUUUAUAACACCGCCGAAUUCAUAUAGUGCCAUUAAUGAUCCAAUUGAUUUGAUCUGUAGUCGGGGUGGUGAUCUAUCAAUGCUUGAAGUGUUAACAGAGUCCGAGAUGAGUGAAAGUGGAAAAGAGCGCGUGGUCAAAAUACUUGAAGAGCAACGUGAAUCACUGCGUCUGGCCAUGUCAAGACCGCAAGUUCAAUUCAUUUUGUACGGAACACAUUCGAUGGUUGAAACGGAAAAUAAAGUCAUGGUUAAUAUGGCCAUUGAGAGUGUUAAUCGGGCAGCUCAUGCUCGACAUGUGAAAAUUUACAAAGAGAAAAAACGACUCGAAGCUCUUGCUGAACAAGAUGGACUGAAUGCCGAACAAUUGGAGAAAUUGCAGGGUGUUUCGUCGAGCAAGAAGAAAGCCAAACCAAAAGAAGGGGAAACGAAAAAUUUACAUGAAUCGGAAUCGUCGUCGGAUGAAAGCGAAAGCGGCAGUGAAAUUCUUGAUGUUUCCAAUUGGAACAAUCCAAUUGUUGACGAUGAAUACAGCCAUGUUAAGGUGCCAAAAACGGACAUUUUCGAAAUGAUUGACAUCCCCGACAUGUGCUUGUAUCAAAACAAGUGCAUUGAAUCGAAAUCGGCUGGUUGCUUUUUGUCGCUAAUCAAGCGAAAGAAAAUAACACGACUAGAUGAAAAGCAUUUGAUUUUAAUGGCAGAAAAACGUGGACUGUUCGGCGAUACCAAUCCGAAAAAGGAACGGGCACGUAUCCAAAAUAGAAACGUUAAGAAGGAAGAACGAGUCGAUAUUCAACCGGUGAAAAUCAAGAGAAAGCGAAGCGAAGAAAUUGCAUUGUUGAUUGAUCGUUUGUCACAACAUACACACUCGUCAUUAAUUCGUUGUGAUAAAUCUCGAAAGUCAUCGCCUGACCAUAAGCUAAUACUGUUCUUUCCGCGGCUGUGUGAGUAUAGCUAUCAACAUCACAAAAGACAAGAGGAAUGGGUCAAUAGAGAGUGGAUUGAAUCAUCGUACAUGGCAUCGAUGCGAUUCAAGGCGUUGCGAGCGAAAAAAUGGUGGAAGGAAACGAUGACAUUUUUGAAUUCGAUUCGUGAAACGCACAAAUUUCGAACGUCAAACAUAUUCGAUGAAAUCGAAAAGAAAAACAUUGAACCGCUGCACCUGACACGAAUCUCAUCACCAGAAACGACAAGAGCAUCGGCCAGGAGAUAUCAUCGUCGUGCAUAUCCACUGUCGACUGGGUGCAUUGACUUUGAACAAGAUGAAAAUCGAAUUACACCACCAAUUUAUGACGAUCACUUCGUGGAGCUACAGCGGAAAUAUCGACGAAAGAACAAGAAAAGGGCUAAACAUUUAUUUCAAUCUCUCACUGAAUUGCAUCGCAUCGAAUAAACGAGCAUUAGUUCUGAAGGAAAUCAUUGUUCAAGAAAUUGAAAAAAAAAACUCAUCGAUAGUGAGAUUGAAUUUGAAAAAAAUUCUAAAAAAAAGAAAAUAUUCUGGUUUUCGAAGUGAUGUUGAUGAUUUUAAUUUAGUUUUUUUCCGUUUUCAGUCAUAGUUUCCCUGGCCAAAAGUUAUCACUCCAUCACUUUCGAUCGCUAUCAGCUGUUUCAAGCUGGUAUAUUUAUCAAAUAAAUAGAAAAAAAAAAUGUUCAUUAA